Molecule: messenger RNA, 2515 nt
Organism: Physcomitrium patens
Lineage: Eukaryota; Viridiplantae; Streptophyta; Bryopsida; Funariales; Funariaceae
Source: RefSeq, a predicted model, not a curated record
CGUUGAAUAGCUAUAGUGGUCGCCGAAUGAAAGGGAAGAAAGUCUCCACGAGAAUGUGUGUUUCUCGCCCAGCGGUGAAGACCCCAGGUAGAGGCUCAACCCACAGUCAGCUCAUUACAACUGGAGAAGUCGCGAGGGGGAGGUGGGGCAAGCGCGGCACUGUCUGCAACUGGGGGUCCUAGACUGGGUUCCUGUGGGAUUUGCGCAACCCUGUCUAUCCCGCCGACAAGUCAGGGACAGACGAACCGGACCACUGGACGGGGGCAAUAAUAGCGGGUCUCAACUUCUCCUUCACCACUUGCAUCGAAGGUGCAAGCUGCGGUAGAAAGAAGCGGCGCGGCGAUGGGAGUGCCUUCCUCUUAAGUAUCUCUCUGUCGUCUGCCCAGAUAUGCUGUCCGUGUCAGGUGAUUGAUGAUCGGAAGCCUGCAACAGCACUGUGUCGUCUCCUUUCAUGUGCUCCGCUGAAAUUCACUUGUGUGUGGAUUCUGGUCUUCGUUUUGUCCUGCUAGAUCAGGACUGGAUAGUGGCCAAAUUUGAGUUUGCUGUUGGAGUCAUACCCCGAGUUUUGGCAGAGAAAUAGAGAGAGAGAUCAGCCGAGGCUUCAGUUGGUGUGAGGUUUAGAGAGAGCCCACAUUUGGAGAUCUUGGGGUAUUGGGUUGUAUUAUAGAGUCGGUGGUUCGCCAUGGUGGCUGUGGUUAUGGCGAACGAGGAUGUGGAGGUGAUGGAGCGGGGAGGAGUGAGAUGUGAGGAGGCUGAGGAUCUAGUCCUAUUGCAGCCAUUGGUUGAUGGAGAGGCUCCAGUUGCACUAGCAGUGCAGAAGCCGAGAUUGGCGUCGCUGGAUGUGUUUCGAGGGCUUUCCAUUGCGGUAAUGAUUCUGGUGGAUUAUGCCGGUGGCAUUUGGCCCGCCAUCAAUCAUUCUCCUUGGGACGGCGUUACUCUGGCCGACUUUGUGUUGCCCUUCUUCCUCUUCAUAGUCGGGGUUGCACUUGCCCUCACCUACAAGAAAAUUAUUAAUGAAAAACAGCUGGCAUCUCAGAAGGCAAUAGGGCGCUCACUCAAGCUUGUAAUAGUGGGUCUUUUUAUUCAAGGUGGCUACUUUCAUGGUGUCCAUAAUACUUCGUAUGGAGUAGACCUGGAAAGUAUACGCUGGUGUGGUGUUCUUCAGAGAAUAGCAUUGGCCUACAUGGUAGUUGCCCUGUGUGAGAUUUGGGCGCCCCGCGGACACUAUGAUGUUGCAAGUCAUAAGUUUGCAAUCCUCAAAACGUACUACAUUCACUGGGCUGUAGCAGCAGCAAUCGUGGCGAUCUACUUGGUACUGCUGUAUGGAGUGUAUGUUCCAGAUUGGGAGUUCGUUUCAGCUGCAGAUUCUACUGUUUUUCAGGUAAAAUGUGGAGUGCGGGGUGAUGUCGGGCCUAGCUGUAAUGUCGUUGGCUACUUAGACCGCACCCUACUGGGAUUAUCCCACCUGUACCAAAAGGCUGUCUAUCGACGCGCUCCGGCUUGCAGUGUGCUCUCACCAGAUUAUGGACCUCUGCCGGCGGGUGCUCCUGUUUGGUGCAAAGCACCUUUCGAUCCUGAAGGGCUUCUUAGCUCUAUGUCUGCAAUCGUCAGCUGUUUCUUGGGGCUGCAUUUCGGCCAUGUUCUCGUCCAUCACAAGGAACACAAUGCGAGAUUAAAGGAUUGGGUUCUCAUGUCUUUGACUUUGCUUGUGACUGGUGCUCUUCUGCACGUACUAGGUAUGCCGUGGAACAAGCCGCUCUACAGUGUCAGCUACAUGCUUUUCACAGGAGGUGCUGCAGGACUUGUCUUUGCGGGCUAUUAUUUCCUGGUGGAUGUCCACGGCUGGAGAUCUUCCACAAUUUUACUAGAAUGGUUGGGCCAGCAUGCAAUGGUUAUAUAUGUUUUAGUAGCUGAAGGAGUUUUUAUAGCUGCUCUUCAGGGACUGUACGUGGGGAGCCCAGAAAACAAUUUGGUUGACUGGAUAGUGCGUCUCGUGAAGGCAUCCAAGGUGUAAGAACCUACCUCAUUGCGUGGUGGUCAAUCUGAUUAUGCCGGCUGCGCUAGCAACGACAUCCCCAACUCAAAAGAGUUGAUUGUUUUGUACAAAGGUGCACUCAUGGACGUGGCAUUUAAGAACAUAUUAUUCCGUCACGCGAAUGGGCUAAGCUCAUCGAUGUGCUCUGCGAACUUUUUCGGUGCUUCACGGCCGAGUGCUUAUAAGGAAACUCGAAAACUGUGUUCAUGGGCGCAGCUAUGAUGGAAUGAGAUGUUGAUCAGUUCACAUUUCUACCCUUGGAAGUUAGCCUCACUGCUUAAUUCAUGUUGAUCGACUUCCCUAGAAUUACUUAGCUGCAUUGAUUAAUUUUUGUUGAUGAUUAGGGAUUAGUAAACUCAUCAAUCAAUUCUUAUUGGUAUUAAGAGAAUAUUUUGCUUAGUCAGUGGACAAGAGAUGUGUACCCGCUUAAAUUUAUUGCACAACACACGGGCUAUGUAGUUCAUGGCAAACAUUUUACCA